This is a messenger RNA of Salmo salar (Atlantic salmon), 740 nucleotides long. The record is from RefSeq and is a predicted model, not a curated record. NCBI's taxonomy places the organism in Eukaryota, Metazoa, Chordata, Actinopteri, Salmoniformes, Salmonidae.
CUGCAUUUCAGCCACUUAGUCGCCCGGAUCUCGGCAGCAGAACCAUGGUUCUCCUCUGCACAUUUAGUCUGCCUCUGCUGCUCACCUGCCUGGCAGGAACACUUGCCAGUGAGAGAGAGCAGGGCAGGACAUCGGAGGAAACCACACCAUAUGGGCCGUCCUUUGUGGAGAUCAGUGGGGUGAACACAGUGACGGUGGAAGUUCCCUAUGGCUUCCAGUGUUCAGCCAAUUGCUUCCCAACCUGCACCUUCACCUGGACCAGAGGAGGACUCACCACCCAGGGCCCAGAGCUCAACCUCCAGCUGAAGGAGCAGGUUCCUCCACAGGUCCUGAUCUGUAUGGCUAUAAACCCCACCACUGGGAAGUCAGUGACGGUCAGAAAAACAGUCAACGUGACGUGUAGGCUACUUAUAAUCAGUUUUCAUCAAUCUAAACCAAUAUUUAGAAAUCAUACCAUGCCAACAGAUGUUAUGCUUUUGUGUCUCUGUACUGCACAUCCAAAGUUUGUGGAGCUCUGUUCUACACUCUCCAACCUAAUUCACCCAAGAACAAUUAUCUAUUUUCUACCUGGACCGUCCAAUAUAAAGAUCACAGGUCCUGAUACACUGUCCAGUGGAGUGACGUCCAACUUUUCCUGCUCUGCUGAUUGCUACCCGUCCUGCUUCUACACCUGGACAAUUAGUUUUGAAGCACAAAGCACAGUGACCACCAAAUAUGGUCAAACCAUCUGUCACACCUGA